Messenger RNA from Gryllus bimaculatus (two-spotted cricket), 3613 nucleotides. The record is from the annotation of a GenBank genome assembly. NCBI's taxonomy places the organism in Eukaryota, Metazoa, Arthropoda, Insecta, Orthoptera, Gryllidae.
UUUGACCGAUAGGACUACUUGUGCUUGCAAUACUCUUUUAUGAAGGGGUUCCGGCUAAAAGUUUAUCGGGCGGGCCCGCACUAAUUUCGUUGCGCUACUAGAGAGUAUCCAGUUUUUCGUAUAAAUCUUGUCCAUGUAUAAUAGUUCCUUCCUCUAACACGUUGGUAUACAAAUCACUGAUGGUAUGUAUACAUGACAGGGAAUUCGACUAGUCUCUCAAGCUCGCGCCCUUUAUACCCUGCUCACGCCAGCCAACCCGCCUCUGUGAACGACCACGUGUGGUGUGAAUUUUUCGUAUUGGAGUGAGAGUCACCAUUGGGCAGCGUGUAUCGCUGGUGUAUCGCGGUGUAUCGCGAGCCGGUGCGGUCGUAUGGAGUGUGUAGAUGUGUUUUCUGUUGUGAAUUUUUAAGUCACAUAGCCAAAUAUCUAAUUAUUAUAAUAUUCAUCCUACGUACGUCAUAAAAGCGAUUGUAUGUUAAUGAAUGUUUUUGGGGGUUUAGAACACUAAAUAAUCUUAGGGUGUCAGAAAACUGAAUAGGAAGCUAUCAGAAUGGCAAAUCAAUUUGAUGCUGCUUUGGGUGGUAGCAUACAAAUUCCUGGUGUGAUAUCAACAGCAGCAUUUGCACAAGCACGGUGUCAAGAAAUAGAAGCUUUAAAUAAUGCAUUAGAACAAGCUCAGAAAGGAGGCCUAAUCUUUCAAAGAUUGCCGAAGGCAAUGAGGAGAAGAGUUAUGAGCCGCCAUUCCAAACGUAUGCCCAGAAGAUUGCGAGAAGCUCAUACAAAACAAUUGGAGAAAAAUGGUGUGCCACCAAAAACAAAAUGCCCUUCCCGAAAGUAUAGAAGACGUCCUCAAAAUCUGUUGUUGGAGUAUAACCGUCGGCAGCGAAACUUUAUAUGGUUGGAAACUCAUAUAUGGCAUGCCAAAAGAUUUCACAUGGUGGAAAAAUGGGGUUAUAAAUUAGCCAGUUUCCCUAAUGCAAAGACGUUCCGUGCCUGUUAUCGUGCGAGUGCCAACCACUGUUUGUUGCAGGAUAUUUCAUAUUACUGUUGCAUGGAAAUCAAAGGUCCUGAAAUACAACUGAUUGAAGGACUUAAGAAACAUGUUAGUUCAGCUGUUGGGUUAACAUUUGGAGCUCAGGCUUUCAUCUCCGGUUGUAAAGAAGGUCAUACCACAUUCUAUUAUAAAGAUAAGUUUCCAUUUGGAGCUGUUGGUGCAGUUCAGUUUUUAUGGAAAGCUGAAAAUGAAAGUAGCACUGAACAGAGAAUUUUAUGGCUGUGGACCCAUCCAUCUAUUUAUAAUGAAGUUAAAAAUUGUUUGAUUGAAACAUUUGCCCUAGGAGAGGAAAUGUUACCAGAGAAACUUUCGGAAGAUGUAGGCAGUCAGUUCAGUAUGGUAGAGAUGAAGAAACUUGAAGCACAUUGUGUAGUGGAGGCUUAUCCAAAAUAUAUUAGUUCAGACAAUAGAAUCUGUUUGAUUUUAUUGAAAGAUAAAUUAAACAGAUUUCGAUUGACUGGCCCUCUCUCACACAGUAUUUUAGUUGAUACAUUAAAUGUUACUUCAUUUGCUGAAAAAGACAAGUUGCUUGAUAUAUUUGAAACCGAGGAUGUUGAAUUUUUAAAUUCAGACAGUGACUUUGAAAGUCCUGAAGAUACCAUAGCGCAAAGAGAAGAAGCUGAUGUAAAUGACAACAAGAGAAUAUCUAGUGACUCAGAAAUGUGGUGGAAAACUUAUUAUAGAUCAAAUGAAGUAGCUCAAAAGGCUCACUUUUCACAAGCUGAUUUUUGGAGGGCAAUUAGAGGUUCAUAUUCUGCAUCUCAAUUCCCUCCACACCAAGUAGUGGCCCUCACAGUUCUGGAUCCUCGAUAUCAGUUACCAUCCAAGCGAGUUAAAAUUGUUCCGGAUUCCAAAGCUAAUAAAUGCCUUUUUGCAGUUCCUUUUCAGCCAGAGAGGCAUACAUCUCUUUUUAAAAGUAUUAGUAUCAGCCCCAUUUGGAGUUCAGAAGUAAGGAUGGCAACUUGCACUUCCAAACUCUCACAAAGUGAGUGGGAAAAGCACCGUGCACAAAAGGUUCUUGUUCCUGGAAUAUCAAAAGGGGAAAUAAAUUGUGCAAAAACAUUAAACCUGGAAAAGUCAAAUGGAUUUGAGCCUUCAUGUAUACCCAUUUUACUUGUUCAAAGGCCCGGAAGUCAAGAUUCACAACAAAAACGAGUAGGUUUCAGUUCUGGAUGGGAUAUAAUAUUCCCUGCUGGUUGGGCUAUGCCUUUCUGGAUCGCUUUAAUUUUUCGUGGAGCCAAGCCUGGUGGACUGAAAGAGACAUCUAUGGUGCAGUUUGAAACAGGAUCUGUGACAUUAACUGAACCCUUUGCGCCAGACACUGCUGCUGGAAAAACAGAAUCAGAGGCAAACAGACGAGAAAGAGAACAACAACAUUUUCAUCUUCCUCCAAAUAAACGUCCAAAUUUCAUCAAAUUGGGAAUAGCAAGUCCUUUUUCAUGUUGUUGGGACAUUUUAUUGAAUGAUUGGUGCCAAAACAAACACAAAGACAUUGAUGCAUCUUUUUAUGUUUUGCGUGAAAAAGUAAAAUUGGAUGCCCUGAAAUGUAUUAUUAAUAAUUCAUUCAAAUCUGGCAGUAAUGUAAAUGGGGGUACUAGAGCAGAUCAGAUUUCUCAUUUCUCAAGUUUAUUUUCGAAUAUGAACCACAAUUGCCUCAUUCCUGUUAGGAUUGAAAGUGUUAAGAGAGGAUGUCCAGCUGAUUGUGCCCUAAUUUGCAUUCCAAGUUCAGAUGAUAUUUUGCAUUCAAAGGAAAAUUCUGCCUGGGAAGGUCCUGUGGAGCCCAUCCAUAAUGAUAACAAAUCUGACCAGAGGAAAACGUUGCGCAAUCAACAUAAAAAAGAACUGAGGAGAUUGAGAAAGCAACGUGUUCUUAGCAAUAAUAAAUUAAAAAAGCAGAUGGACAUGUUACUGGAAAAGGGUGAAAGUAUAUCACAUUUAAUUUCUCUGAAAAAGGAGAAAACUCCAACAAAAGAUUUUGUAGAUAAACAUGCUGAAGAAAUGAAGCUGCUUUGGAUUCCUGAGCCCAAAACUAUAAAAGAUUCAUGCAGUCGAACUGUUGUUGGAUUUGUGUGCAAAGGUGAUUUUUCCUUCAGUGAAGCUCAUGGAGUAGGAUUAGGGUAUGUUCCUCUUCCAGCUCUAGUUCACCUAAUCAAUACUUGGACUGAGAAGCCUUUAGUUCUGUUUCGGAAUCCAAAUUCUCUUCAGUAUUAUUAUGCUGUUUUGAAAAUAUUCUAGUUUUUUGUAAGUCAGAGAGCUUUUGUAUAUUGUGAAAUUUUCAAUUGAAAAUCCUUUUUGUUGAGAAUUACAUUGUGUAAGAUUUAAGAGUGAGUCAAAGUGAUGUAAAAAUGUGUAAAAUAAUUAUUCAGAACAUACUAUUCUUUUGAUCUCUUCUGGCAGUUUUGAGAAGUGUUGUGUAAUAUGAAGUUCAUUGAUUUGUUGUUAUGUUCUGGAAGAAUUGUAUAUAAUAUUAUAUGCAGUGUCUGCAUCAGAGAGAUCUUUAGUUACUGAGGGAGAAAAAUAAAUGUGUAUAACUAAACAGUUGAUACUGAGAAUUCUAUA